AUGUCAACUCCACCUCCAAUAAUCCGCCACGCCUACCUCUCAGACGUCCCCACAAUCCUAAAAUUCAUCCACGACCUCGCGGCUUUCGAAAAAGAACCCGCUUCUACAGUCGAAGCAACGGAAAAGUCGCUGGCGGAUACUAUUGCUUUUGAUGUUGAGCCGGGAAGUGAAGAGGGUAACCGCAGUGGAGCAACCGAACAAAAGACCGAAAACAAUACAUCAACCGAAAAUACCACAGCAAUCUCACCCACCCGCCCAGCACGCUGUCUCAUCCUCCUCGCCCCCUCUUCAUCCUCCCAAUCCCCCUCUUCUCUCAUCCCCGUCGGCAUCGCCCUCUACUUCUACAACUACUCGACCUGGCGCGCCAAACCCGGGAUCUACCUCGAAGACCUCUACGUCUCCCCAGACCACCGUGGAAAAGGCUACGGCACGGCGUUGCUGAGGACCCUGGCGAAGGAGGUGGUGGAUAUGGGGGGUGGACGGUUGGAUUGGAGCGUGUUGAGGUGGAAUGAGAAGGCGAUACGGGUUUAUGAGGGGGUGGGGGCGGGGAAGAUGGAUGAGUGGGUUGGUAUGAGGGUUGAGGGGGAGGGGUUGGUGAAGUUGGCGGGGUUAUAA
Molecule: messenger RNA, 615 nt
Organism: Glarea lozoyensis ATCC 20868
Lineage: Eukaryota; Fungi; Ascomycota; Leotiomycetes; Helotiales; Helotiaceae
Product: Acyl-CoA N-acyltransferases (Nat)
Exons: 2
Coding region: 1-615 (204 amino acids)
Biological process (GO): protein acetylation
Molecular function (GO): N-acetyltransferase activity
Source: RefSeq, a predicted model, not a curated record